Molecule: messenger RNA, 2983 nt
Organism: Porites lobata
Lineage: Eukaryota; Metazoa; Cnidaria; Anthozoa; Scleractinia; Poritidae
Source: the annotation of a GenBank genome assembly
AUGGAUGGUAGGUGUAUAUAUCUCUUGUAAUACAGUAACCUUCAUUUUUCCAAGUUUGGCAAAACAGGUUCUUAUAUUUGGGGAAAGUUAUUGGCAAAAUUUAGGCUAAAGUAGGUUCUUAAUUAGGUUCUUAAGUUUUUAGUAGGAACCAUUCAUGUACAAGCAGAAAAAGUAGGUUUGGUCCUUUAUGAUACAGCAUUUAUUUAUAACUGUCUUGUCAUGAGCCGUGUGCAAGACUGACUAAAUAAUUAUAAUUAUACACUAUAAACCGUACGCGCGUACUUCCCAUGAAGUAUUCCCUAUUUCUCAAAAUCAGUUAUACUUCAUAGUGAAAAAUGCUUAUGAAAAUAUUCCAUAAGUCACGUAUAAGAACCUAAUAAAUUUUGCUUGGCUAAACAGGUUCUUAUAUUUUUGGGUAUAAAAAUGGGAAAUUUCUGCCAGCAGGUUCUUAAACCGCUAGGUUCUUACACGCAUGUUUGAACUAAACAAAGGGGUGCCUGGAUUGAAGCAUCAAGUAAUUUCAGAUAAACUGCUGGAUUCAUCUUUCAGUUACCUUUGUGUAUGCUCGUAAAUAAAGGGAUAAUUUCAUAUGAGAUCAUAAGUCACUUGGGACAUAAUACCAAUAACCCAUUCACAUGAAAUAAGAGAUAGAUUGUUGCAAUUAUAAUUAUUUAUUAAUAUUAAUACUAUUUACUGAGAUAACAUUUGCAAUUUUCUUUUCUUCUCUCCCAUAGAAAUGCAAGAGGCAAUGAAAAAUUGCAUACAGAAUGUCAAAGUCCUUCCUUUUCUGUUGGAUGCUGUGUACAACAUAAAAGAGUGGCUGGCACCUCAUGCAGAGCAACUGCAUGACCAUACUCAGCCAAAGUGCUUCAAAUUUGUCAGAAAUGCUGCUGGGAAGUGCCAAAUGUUUUAUCGAAACUACUCGCACAUGCCAUGGGAAGGUCCUGUGAUUAUUUUGAAGGUGCAGUUACAACCUUUUAUCAUUUGUCUGCAUCUUACAGAUCAUAAUACUAAAGUGAUCUUUUAAUUAAUGCAUUGCACUGUUAAUUGUUCAUCGUAAAACCUUUGUUCUUACACUAGAGUCAUCCAGGUGGCAAACCAAGUCUUGUGAGACCUGUGUUAGACAGAAUUGAUGUUGAAGGUUUGAAGCGUGACCUUAACAAGUUCAGAGAUCACUACCCUGAACAGGCGUUCUCAUUUUGGAGUGAGUGGGUGAAUAACGUAGACAAUUUGGCUGCUGUGCCAGAGGCAUGGGAGUGGCCUUUGAAUGCUAUUCUGAUCGCAGAGAAAAUAAAGCCAUAUACGGUUGAUCAAUCUGUCCCUGAACACCUGCAAGCUCUACAGGACAAGGAAUGUCGGCCAACAAAACAGGCAAGUUGAAAUUGUCUGAGUUGGUGAAUUUUCUGUUAUAAGUCUACUUUCUAAGGGUUCACAUGUUACGACUUGGCAGCUCUUUAAGUUAAACAUUCUCUCAUAUCUGAGUUCGUCAGUUCUUUAAGGUUACAGUGUACCUUAAGGGGUGGCUCCAGUUUAACGGGUGUAGCGCCUCUCGGUUACAUCACAGAUGCCCAAAACCCUAUAUCAAAUUAAAGCUUAUGGAACUGGGUAUUCAAAUAUUUCAUUGCUUUUUCAAGAAAAUAAAUUCCUAAGUUUUCCGCGUAGUCUAAACUUGAAGGCACAGAUCGUCUUUCUACAGUUCCAACUCAAUGCGAUUUUUACAUUUUGGAAGUUUUUUUUUUUUUUCUCACGGUCAGCAUCUCAAAGGUUAAAAAAAACGUGUCAGUGUUUUCCUUAAUUCGAUUGCGUUCAAAAGUUACGGAACAUUUUGAAAACUGCAAGAAAAACAUGCGGAGUGAACGCACGGAAAUGGCUGUCAAGGAAAGAGUUUUAAGAAUUAUCGAAUUCCCACGACACGUCUCUGUUGAUUACAUACCUUUCUAGCAUCUGGCCAAAUUUUACCGAAAUCGGCCAAAUCGUUGUUGAGUUGUAACUCUUGAAAGUGUCUCCUUGAAGCGAAAAUUAAAGUUCGAGAAAAGAGCGCUCAAAAAAAAUUAUCGCUACAGAAACAAGUACCGCCCCUAACGCCUUUACGGGAAAUUAGGCAAUUGUUUCGCAAGGCCUUUUUCUUCCGGUUACCUGCUGUGAUGAUUUUCUCGCAAUUUUGCACGUACUCCCGUUACAGAGUAAUCAAUUCCUUCGCCAUUUUGUUGGAUAUUUGCGGUUUUUAUUUUCCGUCGAUAUUGCAUUUUGUAUACAUAAUCAUCGUGAAAAAAACUAAACGAGGAAAGACCUCAUCAAGCAAAGCUGUUGGGCCCAAGCCGAAGCGACAAAGGCGGGCUACAAAUCAUCAGCAGAAAGAGCGGCGGAAACACCAGUACCGGUGAACCAUCGUGACCGCAUGAUUACCUUAUGCUGUCAAUCAAAGUGGAGUUUAACUUCCGGUGGAAAUCGCUUACAUCCCAAUUUCUCGGCAAAUAUUCACUCUUUUGAAAGAUCUUGCUGCAAAGUUUAUUUCCAACUUAAAAACGAAAAUCGAUUUUUUUCCCUCUGAACGUACACGGUAACCUUAAUUAACCUUUUCUGAUUAAACUGUAUCCUUUUUCAGAUUUACACUGGAAGGUAUGUUGCCCCCAGCAACAGAGAAAAUCCUGUUGAACGUGUUGACUCUUUCUACGAAGGGCUUCAAAUUGAAACAUAUGCAGCAGUUUUCUUAUCAAACUGUGAAGAGGAGCCAGUGAUUGGUGUUUUAAAAGAGAUCAGUGAGGAUCAUUUCAAAAUCCAUUACUGGAAAGGCACAUACAGAGGAAAGUGGUCACCUUUAAGCCUUCCAAGAACAAGGGAACCUUGGACAGAAGUUCUUCCAAAGGAGUGUAUUAUUCUCCACUCCUUUGAACUUACUGAAGCAAAGAAGCUGCAGGUGACUACAAGAAGGCACUUAAUGGAAAAGUAUUCCUCACUGAGGAAUAGUACAAAUAAUUCAUAA